CUCACACUGACACGUUCUUUGGAACGUAAACAAAACUCAAACCAGUCCGAGACACAACUCGUUGUGCGGCUGUUGUUGUCUGUUUUGGUGCGUUACUCGCGCGUGUGUUACUCGAUUUUUCUCUUUCUAUUGGUCGGUAGAAUUGUUUGGUUUCGGGUUGUCCGUUUUAUUUUUAAUAUUUAAAUACGAUUUUUCGUGACAAUUGUGGACGUUCUGUCGAGUUUUUUCAGUUUUCAAAUGUUUUACCGCGCAUUUUUAAAUUAUACACCGUUAAUGUUUAAUUGUCCACCUGCUCGUCGAUCGGUGGAUAUAAUAUAAUUUUUUUUUUUUGUUCGUGUUUUUGACUGUUUUGAAAUAAUAAGAACAAGAGCGACACCUGAAGACGAUUUCGAGACGAUGAUAUUCAAAAUCACAAUUUAACGCUUAUUAAAGUACUACAUUUGUGCAGUUUCAGAUGAAUUCUCCGAACAACCUGUAAAUAUGUGGGGCUGUUCGAGUUGCGGAACACGUUGUCUGGUGAACUUGGUCAUCAUCUUUACCGUUUUGAUUAGUUUAGCCGAGGCUUGGCAACAGAAUCUACCGCCCAAGAAUAGCGUUAGAUAUGGAGCAUUCAAUUCUGACCAAAUAUUUCACGGAAACAAGACCGCCACGGACUAUUUCAAAAUACUCCUUCAAGAUCAGACGACUGCACUAAUAGGAUCUAGAAAUGUACUUUACAACAUCAGUUUGGACACCAUGAAGGAAAAUCACAAAUACUACUGGAAUUCCUCAGAAGCUAAUUACGAAAUGUGUCAGUUGAAGGGAAAAUCGGAGGACGAUUGUCAAAAUUAUAUAAGAGUUGCGUACAAGAAGAACGACGAGGAGCUGUUCGUCUGCGGCACCAACGCUUUUCAUCCGAUGUGCAAAAUAUUCAAUUUGACCGACGGCACCAAAGGUGUGGAAGAAAUGGAUGGACGGGGUAGAUGUCCUUACGACCCGUUACACAACAGCACCUCUAUAUACACCGGCGACCAAUUGUACUCUGGAACCGUGGCUGAUUUUUCCGGAAGUGACCCACUCAUAUACAAAGAACCGAUGCGAACUGAACGACUAGACUUUAAGCAACUAAAUGAUCCGAAUUUCGUGAGUUCGUUGGAAUACAAGGAUUACAUAUUUUUCUUCUUCAGAGAAAUCGCCGUUGAGUACAUAAACUGCGGAAAAGCUAUUUAUUCGCGAGUGGCUCGAGUUUGCAAACACGAUAAAGGUGGUCCACAUUCGUACAGGGAUCGAUGGACGUCAUUCCUGAAAGCUCGGCUCAACUGUUCUAUUCCGGGCGAAUAUCCGUUUUAUUUUGACGAGAUCCAGGAUACCAGCGAUAUAUUGAACACGGCUUUGACUGGUAUUGUCGACCCGAUUGUCUACGGUGUGUUUAACACGCCCGUGAACGCUAUCAGCGGCUCGGCUGUGUGUAUGUUCAACAUUAGCGACGUCAUCGAGACUUUCAUGGGAUCGUUCAAGGACCAGGAGGCUAUGGACUCCAAUUGGUUGCCCGUGAAAAAGAUCCCCGAACCCCGUCCCGGAACGUGCGUAGAAGAUAGUCGGACGCUGCCUGAUGUAACAGUGAAUUUUAUCAAAAGCCAUUCGCUGAUGGAUGGUGCAGUACCGUCGUUGUUUUCUAAACCGAUUUUCACUCGGAUAUCGCUCCAAUCCAGGUUGACCAGCAUCGCGGUGGAUAAUCAGAUUUCUGGUCUGAAAGGACAGUACUACGACAUCCUGUUUAUGGGCACAGACGAUGGGCGAUUGGUCAAAGGCGCAUUGCAUACAAACAACGGUUUGCCCGAGUUCGUGAACAUCGAAGAAGUAAAUCUCACCUCUAACAACACGAAAUCGUUUCCGGUCCGGACGUUAAACAUCAUCAAGUCCGUCGAUGGCAAACCGGGACGGAUAGUGAUCACGUUCGACCAACACAUCAUCUCCGUGCCGUUGGACCGGUGCUAUCUGAAGACAACUUGCCAAGAAUGUAUCGAUCUACAAGAUCCAUACUGCGCGUGGGAUGGGUCGCAUUGUGUUAACCAUUUGGAGAUCAAGAGUUCGUCUAAACAGCAUUUCGUCCAGUCCAUCGGCUCGUCUCAGAAUAAUGUUUGCCCGAAAGUGCCUUUCGAUGACAAGAUCGGACAUUCUUCGUCAUUAGACGAUAACAAUAUAGACUCGAACGUGCCGAGGUGUCCGUCGUGUGCUCCCUGUUACACCGAGAACGUAAUCAACAGCGAGAGUGUUAGCGACAAGACGUCCGAGAUACCAGUAAUUUCGUUGGGCGACGUCAUCGGACUACUCAUGAUGAUGUGCGUGCUGGCCACACUACUCGUCGGGUUCGCAGCCGGUUUCGUGUGCUCGCGGUACUUUCGGCACGCUGCCGAUCCGUUUUCGUCAAUGGCCGUUCACGCCCAUCACCAGCUUAACCGACUGGCCGAUAUGAACGGCGCGGCUGAGAUCGGCACCGCUCCGUUCCUGCCGUGCCCUAACAACAAGGCGCCGCUCAACCUGCUAGUGAACGUGACCAAGUGCAAGAACGACACGCUCGAGAAGAACUUGGACUCGGCGGUCGAGAACAAGACCCUGCAAAAGGUCAAGAAAACGUACAUAUGAUGAGCGCGUGUGUACGAAGGACGGCCACAACCGCCGCUUCCGGUUCCGUUUCGCCCGUGGACCGGAUUUGGCCGGCCUAAUGGAGAAAUACAGUGACUGAUUUCUACGACUUGUGCGCAGCUUUGUGUGCGUGUGCGUACAGCGUACCUAUAUAAUAUUAUGUUAUUAUUAUAAUUACUAUUAUUAUUAUCAUUAUUGGUACGGCGGUUGGUGGACGGCAAGACAAGGCGAAUAAAAGAUCUCAAACUUAAUCAAAACGACAGUUUAAAUAAUAUAAUAUAUAUAUUAUGUAUAAUUGUGUUUAUAUAUUACUGUGUAUGCUUAUGGAGCGGCAGUUCGCAUAGACUCUUUCGCCGAGUAAGUCAACCGACGUUCAUUAAAUACCUUUACGAAUGUUGUCAGUACGACCAUCUAACGCGAUAUGACACAUUCCUUACAAUUAUAUGAGCUUAUUAUUGACAAUUAUUAUUUUUAUUAUUAUUAUUAUUAUUAUUGAUAUAGUGUAUGUUAUAUUAUAUAUGGUACGAUAUACUUCGGAUACGUUAUACUCCGCGAUAUGUUUUUGUCGCGAUUUAUUGUUAUGAAGACUUAAAUAUAUAGGCACACACGCAGAUAUAUAAUGUAUUGAAUUAAUGUUAUAAUAUAAUUUUUAUUGUUAUUAUUAUUAUGAUAACUAUUACAAUUAUUUUCGAGUGACUCGAACAAAUUUUACGCGAAGAUUAAUAAUUCGCGUUGACGCCAGCAAACAUGGUGAUUUGCCAGUGGAUUUAGGAUUUUGAAGAGGACCAAAUUUUUUCAAGGACUUGUAAAUUAUAUUAUCUACUAUACAUAUAUAAGUAAUUCAAUGUAAAUAAUAUUUUGUGUAUUGGCGUGAAUUAUUAUUAUUUAGUUUUAUUAUUUUUGUGAAUGGACACGAAUAAUAUUAUUAUAAAAUAUCCUGGAAUAGUAUCAUUAAUUUUAAUAAUGAGAAUUUACUCUUCUCAAUCACGAUCAUAACAACCAUUGAUGUGUAAAUAAAAAAACGAAAAAUGUUAAUUAAUAAUAAUUAUAGAUAUACAGUAUUAUUAUUUUCAUAAGAAUCUAAAUUUUGUUUGUGACAACUAUGUACAAGAACAAUCCAUCGAUUAAAGAUUUCUUAUGUGCAAUACACACUUGAACGCACGCCUUAUUUUGAUCUCUAAACGUAAUAUUCUUUAAAAUUUAAGUGCCUUUUGUAAUCGAUGUUUUUAUCUUGAAUAAGAUAUCAAUUGUAUAUUUUUACUACAUUAAAAUAUGUUGUGCAUAAUAUGUAUUAAUAUUAAUGAAUUUCCAAUAUUGUAUAUAGGCCUAAAACGAUAUUUUACAUGUUUAGAAUAAUAAUAUUAUUGGUUACCACUGUUUAUAUUUACUUAUAAAAAUAUAUAUAUUUUAUAUAUUAUAUUCUGAUAAUAAUUUAUAUUAUUAUUUUUUAAACAACUAGGCUAUUUUUUAUUUAUUAUUGUCUAUUUUUUUACAUCUCUUAUUAUUAUGCUUAAUAUGUUAAAUAAAUUUUGUAUGGACCAGUGCAUUUUGUGCACUAAGAAAAUGUAUAGAAUUAUUAUUGUUGAAAUAUAGUGCCUUAUAAACAGUUAACACUGUUAAUAUUUAA
Rhopalosiphum padi (bird cherry-oat aphid) is the source of this 4252-nucleotide messenger RNA. RefSeq names its product semaphorin-1A-like. The transcript has 17 exons. Gene Ontology annotation, molecular function: semaphorin receptor binding; chemorepellent activity. Bases 481 to 2625 code for a protein of 714 amino acids. Gene Ontology annotation, biological process: axon guidance; neural crest cell migration; negative chemotaxis. The record is from RefSeq and is a predicted model, not a curated record. NCBI's taxonomy places the organism in Eukaryota, Metazoa, Arthropoda, Insecta, Hemiptera, Aphididae.